AUGGUGAACGGCAACGCAGCGGUGUUGGAGCCCACUUUCACCGGCUAUGUGGCGACGACGCAGGAUGCGCUGAUUCUCUUCGAGGCCUGCUUAUCCGGGGUCUUGCACCAUGUCCCUCGUCGACCCCACGACCGCGAACGCAGCCAUCUCGUGCGCAGCGGCAGUGUCUUUAUCUACGAAGAGAAUGCAUCGGGGAUCAAGCGGUGGACUGACGGCGUGACCUGGAGUCCCAGUCGCAUUCUGGGCAACUUCUUGGUCUAUCGUGAACUCGACAAGCCUUUCCCUCCUGGCGAGAAGAAGCGCGCGAUGAAGAAGGCCAACCGACGACCAGUCCCGUCCUCUCGGCCGGGUGAGCCAUACCCACGACACGACAGUAAUGGCCAGGGCUACUCCCCCACGUCACCCCCCGGGUCAUUCGGGGACCGUCCCCAUCAGUCGGAGGUCGAGCGGGCAUUGGUCGGGUCGCUGGUCGAUUCGUACGGGUUCAAGGACUCGGGCUUGGUCAAGAAGACGAUGAGCGUGACGGUCACGGGGAUCACACAUCAUCUCGUGUCAUACUACAGCGUGGACGAUGUGAUGCGCGGAGCACUGAACCCACCCUCGAUGGUGGACUCGCUGCGCUACAUCCGGCCGCGCGCCGAACUCACCCAGAAACAGAGCUUCCGCGCCCCGAUCGACGAUCUCGAGUCGGGGACGAUGGAGAACCCCCACGAUCCCUCGCAGGCCCUCUAUGGAUACCGACCGCCGAUGAUGGCUGCUCCGGCUUAUGGGAUGCCCAACCCGUCUCCUGACUUUUACAUGCAUGCUCCCUACGCCGCCACCCAGCCGCCGCACACGGGCCCGAUCGCAGGCUACUCGAUGGCAGGGUCUAUGCCCGGGCACCCCGCCCCGAACCCCUACCUGCCAGCUCCCGGGGCGAUGCCACCCAAAGUCGAGGACUAUCACGCCCUCCGCGCCGGGCCCUACGGCAGCAGCAUUGAUUCGAUGAGCCACAGUGCCCUGUCCUCGUCGAUUCCGGGCGCAAUCAACACGGCAAUCCCCAGCUCCCUCAGCGACCGCCACCGGUCCCACUCCGACCACAGCCCAUCGGCGUACCGCAACUCAUCUAUCUCCUCGCGCAGUGUCGCCACCGACGCCACAUCGCCCAUGGACCCGGCCACGCCCGCCACUUACUCACGGGGCAGCUUCAGUCUGUCGGGUCAGCUGGACUCGAACCAGGCGCCCCUCGAGCCGCGCGGCAUGGUCGAUCCCAGUGUGUCCCGCCGCGAAUCCAACCCUAUCCACCCAUCCUACUACCCGGGCCCUGACCGGUCUCAAUACUAUGUCGGAGCCACUGCUCCCGUCAACCACCCCCAUUAUGCUGCGGCGCAGCCUCUCUCCACGUGGACGACCACGGCCCCAGCUCAGCCGCAGAUUUGA
Penicillium alfredii is the source of this 1419-nucleotide messenger RNA. Its product is annotated as camp independent regulatory protein. Gene Ontology annotation, molecular function: DNA binding. The transcript has a single exon. Lineage: Eukaryota; Fungi; Ascomycota; Eurotiomycetes; Eurotiales; Aspergillaceae. Bases 1 to 1419 code for a protein of 472 amino acids. The record is from RefSeq and is a predicted model, not a curated record.